AUGGGUUGCGGAUCUGCUAAACCAGUGAAUGUCUAAGAAACAGAAUAUAUAAAUUCAUCCAAAAAUCAUUCAAGAACUAGUUCAAUUUCAGAAGGUUAAACUGAAACUACCAAGUUAUACAGAAGAGGUUAUUGUAUUACAAUAAACAAAUAGCAAACUAUCUCAUAAAGAAUGAGAGAUAUGAAUAGGCUAUGCAGCUAUUAGAUCGAGUAUUAGAAAAUGAUCCAGAUUUUGCUGAUGCUAUAUACUGUAAGGGUAUAUAAUUGAAGUUAUUUUCUUAAUAGGAAUAGUUGAACUGAACAAAAACAAUUUAGAAGAUGCUAAAAAAUAUUUUCAAAUUUCUCUUGAUAAAUAACCAAAUCAUGCUCUUGCUCUAAAUGAAUUAGGUAUCUCUCUAAAAUUUAAUUAUUCAGCUAGUUUAAUGAUCAAAGAAAAAUAGUACAAAGAAGCCUUAGAAUAUUUAGAAAAAGGAUUUUAGGUUAAUCCCAACAUACCAGACUUAAAUUAUGGUUUAGGUACAUUUUAAUCAUAUUCCAAGGCUAUGUUUUAGCAAGAUUAAAAAGAAAGAGUGAGGCAAUCAAAUAUUUUGAUAUGGCGAUAAAUUAAGACCCAAAUCAAAAACAUUAUUAUGUUAGUAAAGCAACUACUUUAUCUGAUUUAAAAUAAUAUGAUAAUGCUUUGGAAGCAAUAUAAUUUGCUCUCAAAAUUGAUUCUCAAUAUCUUGAUGGAUAUUAAGUAUUAGGUAAAUAUUAAUCAUUUACAUUAAUAAGUAUAUAUAUAUCGCUAAUCAAAACAAUAUGAAAAAAUGGAAAAAGCCUGUGAUUAAGUUCUUAAAUUAGAUAGUUAAAACUAAUAUGCAUUAAAUUGCUAAUAAGAAAUCCCAAAGAAAAUAUCUUAAUAAUAACCACAGGUCUCAUAGGUGUAAAUUUCUGUAGAGGAUUAAUUGAAAGAAGGUUUAAUCAAAUUCUAAGAUUAUAGUGCGGAAGUUGCAAGUAGAAUAAUAGUACACUUAAGCUUUGAGUCUCUUAAAUUUAAUUUUGGAAAAAGACCCUAAGCAUUUAUAAGCCUUAAAAUUAAAAGCUUAAAUAUAAAUUGAAUUAAAAUAAUAAGCAAGUUGUUUGGUAACACUGGAUUAAAUUCUUACCAUUUAAUAGAAUGAUUUAGGUACAUUAAAAUAAAAGGGUAUAAAAAUUGAUCAUUUUGAUUAUAGUGACAAUCUUAGAAUAUCUGAACAAAAAUGAAGAAGUUUUGAAAUGUUAUGAAUUAAUCAUAGCUUAAGAUACAAGCUUUGAAUUAUUAGAGAAGAAAGGUUAGUGUAAAAAAUAUUUAUAUAGCUUCUACUUUAAUAAAGCUUGAUAGGAUUUAAGAAGCAUCAAACAUUUAUGAAUAAUUAUCAUCAUAAUCAAGCAAGGAUGAUUCAAAAAUAUUUAUUAUUAGAGGUAUUACUAAAUUUGUAUAUAUAGGGAGGUUACUAUAAGCACAAAAAAAAUAUGAUGAUGCUAUCAUUUGUUUGAAUGAUGGAUUAAAUAAAUUUCCUUAAAACUAAGAAAUCUUAAAUUUGUUAGCAUAAAUGUAUAAAGAUACACAAUAAGAAUAAAAAGCACUUGAAAUAUACGAUAAAAUUUUGAACAUUGAACCAACCAAUGAAUAAUAUUUAUUUGAAAAAGGUUUAAUUUAUAAUAAUUAUUAGGUUCUAUAUUGUUUAAUUUAAAUAAUUUUAAUGAAUCAUUUGAUAUAUUGAAAUAGUUAAAAAAAAAUGAAUAUGCCUAAAAUAUCAAUUAUUACCUUGGUAUUUGUUGCAAUGAAAAGAAAGAAUACAUGGACGCAUUAAAAUACUUAAGUUUAUAUAUCAAAACUGGUAAGGAAAAUCUCGAAUAAGUCUAUUUCAUUGUAAUAAAUUGAUUAAUAUAUAUAUAGAUGGGCAGUGCUAAUCUAUUUUUAAUGAAAUUUGAUGAAGCAAUUGAUAGUUAUUAAAAUUGCAUUAAUUUAAACCCUAAUAAUUCUGAAGCUUAUUUUUAACUUGGAAAUGUAUACAAAUAAGAUAAACUAAUGGAAGAAGCACAAAAAUCUUUUGAAUAAGCAGUUAAGAUUGAUCCUUAAAAUAAUUUGUAUAAAUAAGCAUUAUGUAUUUAUAUAUUUAUAUUUAUUUAGAUAAUAUAAUAAAUGAAAAAUCAUUUUUAUAAGAAUAUAGAAAUAGUCUACUUUUUACAAUGAUUUCAUUUAUUGGAUCUUGUUAAUUGGAUCCAAAAUCCUAAGAUUUUGAGAAAAAGCAAAAUGAAAAAUACUUAACUUUAUUAACUUUAAUGGAAGCCCAUCUAAAAAAAAGAUUCAACACUAUAGAUAAACAUUUUGAAUAAUUAAAAGAAUUGAUUGGUAAAUCAUAUGAUAUGAAAUUAACUUUAAUUGAUGAUACUUUGUUCCCUAUUAUGUAAUUUUGGCAUAAUCAAAAAAUCUGUAAAAAAAAGAAAGAUAAUAAUGAUUUAGUAGUUUCUAUGAUAAAUGCUGCUACAUCUAUGAUUAAUUCAAAUAAUGAAAAGAUAUUAAGAUACAUUUAAAAUGAAAAAUCUUUAAAUAAUCAAUUUUGUAUUGAAUUUUUAUAAAAAUGUUAACAUGAAUCAUAUUAAAAGAUAAGUGGAAAAAUAGGAUUAUAAGAUGGAAUUAAAAUACUUGGAUUUUUAAUUAAAUAUCACAAAGAAUUCAAUUCUGAUAUAAAAAGUUUUGCUGAAUUCAUUACAAAUAAAUACUUAAUUGAUGAAAUAUAAAAUUUUCAUGAUUCAUAUUACCAUUAAAAUGUUUGA
Molecule: messenger RNA, 2798 nt
Organism: Paramecium pentaurelia
Lineage: Eukaryota; Ciliophora; Oligohymenophorea; Peniculida; Parameciidae
Source: the annotation of a GenBank genome assembly